UUUCGUCCCUCCGGUCCGGCAGAUUUUCGCCAUNAUCCCUCCAAAGACGACGGCUCUCUCAGCCUUCUGGUCGUCGGAGAUUGGGGACGUAACGGAGAUUACAACCAAUCUCAAGUCGCCGUUCAGAUGGGAAUCAUUGGAGAAAAACUGGACGUUGAUUUCGUAAUUUCAACGGGUGAUAAUUUUUACGAUAGGGGACUAAAGGGUACCGGGGAUUCAGCAUUUGAGGAGUCAUUUUCCAAAAUAUACAAUGCACCAAGCUUGCAAAAGGAGUGGUACAGUGUUUUGGGUAAUCAUGAUUAUAGAGGAGAUGUUGAGGCCCAACUGAGCCCAAUUUUGAGAAAAUUGGAUAAUAGAUGGAUUUGCUUAAGAUCAUUCAUUGUUGAUACAGAAAUUGUGGAGUUCUUCUUUGUGGACACAACCCCCUUUGUGGACAAGUAUUUUAUUGAUCCUGAAGAUGAAGUUUAUGAUUGGAAGGGUAUUUUACCCAGACGAAAUUACCUUUCUACCCUUCUCAAGGAAUUGGAUUCAUCAAUAAAGGAUUCAAAUGCAAAAUGGAAGAUAGUUGUGGGACAUCACACUCUGAAAAGUGCUGGAACUCAUGGUGAUACUCAAGAACUACUUCACCACCUUCUCCCCAUUCUAGAGGAAAAUAAAGUGGAUUUCUAUUUGAAUGGACAUGACCAUUGCUUGCAACAUAUAAGCAGCAUUAACAGCCCACUUCAAUAUUUCACAAGUGGAGGAGGGUCAAAGGCAUGGAGGGGAGAUAUAAAUUGGAUGGAUCCAAAAGAGUUGAAGUUUUAUUAUGAUGGGCAAGGUUUCAUGUCCUUACAAAUCACUCAUUCACAAGCAAACUUUACAUUCUUUGACAUCUUUGGCAAUAUUUUGCACCAAUGGGCCUCCACCAAGCCACUUCUUCACUCUGCCAUUUGAAGAACACCAUGCUCUUUUAUUUUUAAUAUCCUCAACUCUAUCAUUAUUAUUUAUUAUAUUCCCCCAACCUCAUCUUUAUAUUAUUAUAUGAAUAUAUCAAAAUCUGUGUGUGCCUAGCUUUGUAAGCCUCUAAUUUGGCUCUCUUUUGUAUUAUCAUCAAUGUAGUAUUUUAGUAUCCUAAAUUUUAAGGUAAGUUAAUGUGAUUUCAUAA
Molecule: messenger RNA, 1144 nt
Organism: Benincasa hispida (wax gourd)
Lineage: Eukaryota; Viridiplantae; Streptophyta; Magnoliopsida; Cucurbitales; Cucurbitaceae
Product: purple acid phosphatase 3-like
Molecular function (GO): acid phosphatase activity
Source: RefSeq, a predicted model, not a curated record